Lathyrus oleraceus (garden pea) is the source of this 1392-nucleotide messenger RNA. RefSeq lists its product as uncharacterized. The record is from RefSeq and is a predicted model, not a curated record. The coding region runs from base 1 to 1392 and encodes 463 amino acids. The transcript is spliced from 3 exons. Lineage: Eukaryota; Viridiplantae; Streptophyta; Magnoliopsida; Fabales; Fabaceae.
AUGAAAGAAGUGGUUCGGAAAGAAGUGGUUCGGAAAGAAAUGGUGGAGUUGCUAGACGUUGGUCUUAUCUAUCCUAUAUCUGACAGCUCAUGGGUGAGUCCUGUGCAUGUGGUCCCCAAAAAGGGGGGGACCACCGUCAUUAGAAACGAGAAGAAUGAACUAAUCCCUACAAGGACAAUUAUAGGUUGGCGAGUGUGUAUCGACUACAGGAGGUUAAACAUUGCGACCAGGAAAUACCACUUCCCUUUGCCAUUCAUUGAUCAAAUGUUGGAAAGGCUAGCUGGUCAUGAUUACUACUAUUUUCUAGAUGGAUACUCCGGGUAUAAUCAGAUUGCUAUUGCUCCGGAAGACCAAGAGAAGACGGAGAAGUGCCAUUUCAUGGUGCGAGAAGGAAUAGUCUUGGGUCACAAAAUUUCCUACAAGGGAAUUGAAGUCGACCAAGAAAAAGUGGAGGUGAUAUCUAAGCUUCCGCCUCCGGUUAACGGAAAAGGUAUCAGGAGUUUCUUAGGACAUGCAGGUUUUUACCACAGGUUCAUAAGAGAUUUCUCUAAAAUAGCCAAACCACUGACCACUCUAUUGGUUAAGGAUAAGGCUUUUGUGUUCGAUGAAGAAUGUACCACAACGUUUAAGACAUUGAAAAACAAAUUCGUAUCGGCACCAAUUAUGAACUAUGCUACUACUGAGAAGGAGUUGUUAGCAGUGGUUUAUACAUUUGAUAAAUUCCAGCAAUACCUGUUAGGAUCAAAGGUUAUUGUUUAUACUGACCAUGCUGCUUUGAAAUAUCUAUUUGCUAAACAGGAUUCUAAGUCGAGGCUUCUGAGAUGGAUCUUGCCCCUCCAAGAAUUUGAUGUGGAAAUUAGGGACAAAAGGGGAUAUGAAAACACUGUUGCCGAUCAUUUAUCUCAAAUGUCGCCAAUUGAAGAAAUAGAAGACAAGAGACCAAUAAAGGAUGAGUUUGCUGAUGAACACAUCCUAGCUGUCAUUGGUAUCCCUUGGUUCACGGACUACGCGAAUUAUCUAGUAGGUGGUGUAAUCCCUAAUGUUUUUUAUUCUAACAAGAAGAAAAAGUGUUUACAUGAUUGCAGGUUCUACUUGUGGGAUGACCCAUUCCUAUACAAGAGAAGAGUAGAUGGACUAGUCAGAAGAUAUGUCUUGGAGAAGGAACAAAAGGAUGUGCUUAGAGCUUGUCAUGAUUCAGAUUAUGGAGGACACUUUAGUGGUGAAAGAACAACAGCUAAAGUCCUUCAGUUGGGUUUAUACUGGCCCUCACUGUUCAAAGAUGCGCAAUACAUAGUCAAGGAGUGUGAUAGAUGUCAAAGAACAGGCAACAUUUCUAAGAGGAAUCAGAUGCCGCAGAAUGCCAUGCUGGAAAUCAAAUUGUUUGAUGUAUGA